Messenger RNA from Lepisosteus oculatus (spotted gar), 2577 nucleotides. The record is from RefSeq and is a predicted model, not a curated record. NCBI's taxonomy places the organism in Eukaryota, Metazoa, Chordata, Actinopteri, Semionotiformes, Lepisosteidae.
CAGUCCCCGGGUUCUGUUUGUCCCUCCGGGGGUCCUGUACGUCAUCGAGUUCGUGACCUUUGUGCGGCGGCCGGUGAGGUUUCGGCGAACUUGCGGAUCCUGGACUUGGAGGGGACUGCGGGUCUUGGCUCAGUUGCAGCGUGUCCGGAGAGGAGCGGUUGGAUGGCGUGGUAUGUGCUGUGCCGGAGGCUGGCUGUCCCGCGCCGCCCUCGCCUGCCCGUGGUGUUGUGGACGCGUGAAGACGGGGACACGGGCCCUGGCCAGCGGAGGAGGAAGAGUGCUCCCAGAGAGCAAGAGGAGGAAGAUGAGGAGGAGGAGGAGGGAGAGCUGGUGGGCAGACCCUCAGCUUGGCUGGAGUACAGGGUGCCCUACUGCCCCUCCGCCUACCACCUGCCCUCGCCUGGCAGAGCGCCCUCCCCUGCGGCAGGGGAGCCAGCGGAGGAGCCGGACCCCCAGGGCGCCUGGCAAGGAGGGAACCCCUACAGUGUCAGCUGCUCGCGCCGCCUGUCCAGCUCGCAGAACACCCUGCUGGACCUGGCCUUCAGCCCGGCUCGGGCCGGCCUCGGGCCGCAGCAGAGCGCCCCCGCGCGGGCGCCGGAGCUGGACUACGACAGCCUGGAGGACCCCCGCGCCUUCCAGAGCUCGCGGCCGGAGUACCGGCAGCUGUGCCACGACCUGGCCGAGCGCCCGCCCCCGCUGGCGGCGCAGCGCGCCUUCCUGCUGCUCCUGCUGCUGGCUGCCGACCUGUGGCGCUGCCUGGGCCGCUCGGUGCCGCAGUUCCUGGAGCAGGUGUGCAGCCGCGUGGGGCAGUGCCUGCCGGAGCUCGGCUCGCACGAGCUGGUGCAGCUGCUCUACCUGAUCGGGGAGGGCCGGCGCGCGCCCGCGGACCUGCUGCCCCGCCUGGAGGGGGCGCUGCUGCGCUGCGCGGAGCAGCUGGGCCCCGAGGAGGUGGGCGCCGUGAGCCUGGGGCUCUUCAAGUCGCAGAGCGCGCUGUCGCAGGGGGCGGUGUGCCGGCUGGCGGACCGGGCGCUGGAGCUGCUGCCGGACAUGAGCAACGCCGCGCUGGUGAGCGUGCUCAAGCUGCUGCGCUUCAGCCACCUGUACCACAAGGGGCUGCUGUCCGCGCUGGCGGCCGAGGUGCCGCGCAGGGCGCCCGCGCUGGGGGCCCCCGCGCUCAUGCACGUGGCGCUGGCCUGCUCCUCUCUGCGCUUCGUGGACGAGCGGGUGCUGGAGGCCGUGGCGGCGGAGGUGCCGGCGCUGGCCCCGCACUGCCGCAGCAAGGACGCCGCCAAGCUCCUCUGGGCCUUCUGCUCCCUGGGCUACCAGCCCAGCAACACGCCGGCCUUCCUGUGCAGCCUGACGCAGCAGCUGCGCGCCCGGGCGCCGGAGUUCGAGCGCUACCCCGAGCACCUGCUUACGGGCCUGCUGGCCCUGGCCUUCGUGGGCCGGUUCCCCCGCGACCUGCUGGGCCUGGCGCUGAGCCCGCGGCUCGUGCGGCGGGCGGCCGAGGUGCCGCACCUGGAGCUGCUCAAUGACCUCCUCACGCUGGACGGCACCGUGGGCCUGGAGCUGCCGGACUGGGACGGGCCCCGGCUGCCCGCCGAGCUGCGCCAGGAGGCAGUCCGGCGGCUGUGGGACUUCGCCCAGAAAAACCAGCUGCAGAGGCCCGAGCUGCGGGAGGCCGAAGCGCUCAUGGGGGAGCUGCUGCAGGGGGCGCACUUCGUCAGGAGGCGCAUGAUCCUGCCACACACGCGCUCCGUCGACCUGGAGGUGCACCUGGACCCCGCCGGCCGGCCCGCUCCCCUGGGCAUGCCGCCCCUGCCGCAGGACCCCAGCGGGGGGCGCCCCCUGCCCCGGGGCUGGGAGGAGGACUCGGCGGGGGUCCCCAUCACGGACGGGCUGCUGGCCCAGCUGCUCGGCACGAGUCCCACAGGGGCGCAGGAGCGCCAGGCCCCGGACCUCGCCGACGGGACGCUGGGGUUCCCGACAGGCGCGCCCCCGCCGCCCCCCCCGGGGGCCCCGUGCAAGCUGGCGGUGCAGGUGUCCAGCCGCAACCACUACUGCUACAGCUCGCGGCUCCUGCUGGGCCUGCACGCCAUGAAGAGGCGGCAGCUGGCGCUGGCCGGGUACCGCGCCGUGGAGCUGCCGCCCUGGGAGUGGCUGCCCCUGCUGCGCCGCUCGCGCACAGAGAAGCUGGCCUAUCUGCACUGCAAGGUGUUCGGCGCUCCGGAGUGAGCAGGGCCGGACAGGGCCGGGCUCCGGAGUGAGCAGGGCCGGACACUGCAGGGCUCUGGCCGCUGCGCAGGAGCUGGUUCUGGGGUGAUGCAUCGUUUGGAAGGAGAUCUCGGCGACGGUCUGUCUGCCCCUCGGAGUGCUGGUGUGCUUGGUGUCUGCGCCGUCACGCGCGUCCCCCCGCCUGCCGGACACUGUGGAGUCUGCAGCUGGACUUUCCCUCCUGCCCCUCGCCCACGGGGGGCUCCUCGGGACUGACCGCUGCUCACGGGCAGCUGGGCUCCGCCCUGCCUCGGGUCUGUCUACUCAGCUGCUGUUGACACAUCAAUAAAUCAGAGAAACCCA